GCCUUGUCCAGCCUCGCCAUCUCGCUUCAGCUGCAACCCUCCAUCGCCGAGCGCUGCCGCUUCUCCUCCCUUUCCUCUCAGCCUCUUGCUUCCUUCUCCCAUUGCAUCUCCGUCCCCGAUACGUCCCGCCACCCUCCCUCUGUCUGACUGACGCGCAGCUCCUCCCGCCAAACCGCCCAUCAUGAUGAGCUGGUGGUCCACCUCGGCCAACACGGCCCUGGACGAACAGAUCGACAAGGCCACGAGCAGCAGUUUGGAAGACAUCGCGCUCAACCUCGAGAUCUCCGACGUCAUCAGGUCCAAGACGGUUGCGCCCAAGGAAGCCAUGCGGUCGCUCAAGCGGCGCAUCGGCAACAGAAACCCAAACACGCAGCUGAGCGCCCUCAACCUUACCGACACUUGCGUCAAGAAUGGCGGGUCUCACUUCCUCACGGAAAUCGCCUCCCGCGAGUUCAUGGACAAUCUGGUCUCGCUCCUCCAAGCUGUCGGGCCCGUUGCCGUCAACGCCGAAGUCAAGUCCAAGAUUCUGGAGCUGAUCCAGUCAUGGGCCGGCGCCACAGAAGGACGAUACGAGCUCUCUUAUAUCGGCGAAGUGUAUAAGCGCUUGCAGCGGGAGGGGUAUCAGUUUCCUCCGCGAGUGACGGUGGCGAGCAGCAUGAUUGACAGCAGCGCGCCCCCGGAGUGGAUCGAUUCCGAUGUUUGCAUGCGAUGUCGAACGCCCUUUACUUUUACCAACCGAAAACACCACUGCCGAAACUGCGGCAACUGCUUUGACCAGCAGUGUUCCAGCAAAUCGCUCCCUCUGCCUCACCUAGGGAUCCUCACCCCUGUGCGAGUAGAUGACGGGUGCUAUGCUAAACUCACGAACAAGGGGUUCAAGGAGCCGAUCCCAUCCCUCGACCGCACACCGACGUAUCCUCACAAGACCCGCAGCACAUCUGCCAUGCAGCCUCGGAAUGCGCGCGUCGAUGACGGAUUCGAUGAAGAUCUGAAAAAGGCCUUGGCCAUGAGCUUGGAGGAAGUCAACAACGCUUCGCGCGGAAGAGUUCAGCCGCCGACUACCAACGGACCUAAGACGACAGGAGGUGAUGCCGCCGCAACGAAGCAGUUUGAAGAGGAGGACGAGGACUUGAAAGCUGCGAUCGCCGCCUCCCUGGCAGACAUGGAAGAGCAGAAGAAGAGGCAUGCUGCCGCGUUGAAGGAGCAGACCUCGGGGCCAGCCGCCUCUUCCUCUGCCACAUUCACGCUGCCCAAGAACGACUAUGAAUUGACGCCGGUGGAGGCGGAGAAUAUCAAUCUGUUUGCCACGCUGGUCGACCGGCUCCAGACACAACCUCCGGGCACGAUUUUGCGAGAGCCCCAGAUCCAAGAGCUGUACGACAGCAUCGGAUCGCUCCGCCCUAAGCUGGCGCGGACAUAUGGCGAAACGAUGAGCAAGCAUGUAGAUACCCUCCUCGACCUCCAUGCCAAGCUGUCUACCGUUGUCCGAUACUAUGACCGGAUGCUGGAAGACCGGCUAUCAAAGGCAUACAGCCAGCAGAGUCUCGGUGGAUACAACCUGCCACCUCCUCGCCAGUCCUCCGGACCCUAUCCUUCAAUACCUUCCCAUGCUCCAAGCAACUCUGUCGGCGCCGAGAACUUUUACACCGGCCAACAGUCAGGCUAUGCGCCACCUGGCCAGCCGCUGUACCAAAUGCCACCUCAACAUGCCAUGCCGCAGUCCCCUUAUCCGGCCUAUGCUGGGAUGCCUGCGCCCGAUGCCAUUCCCGCGACUUAUCCCCCCCAGCAACAGAUGCAGCCGCCGGACGGUUGGAACAACAGGGCCCCGCCUGCUCCCGAGCCGUACCAACAGCAGCCGCAGGAGACGCCGGAAGAUCAAAGACAGUACCCUCAGCAAGCAGCUGUGUCACCGUCGACAGACCCCAACGCUUCGUACUACUUCAACACCUCACAGCCUAUACAGGCCGCUCCCACGGGGCCAUCUGCCCCCGGCUCCGCUCCGGACGCGAGUCCGUCGCCAUAUCCCAACUUGAACCAGUCGCCCAUGCCUUACCACAGGGGCUCAGUGUCAGCACACACGCAAGCGACUCCUCUCCAGGCCCCCGCUCAACUCUCUCAACCACCCAAUGCACCUCACAUGCCUGCUCAAUCCCAGGCCCCCUCUGCUCCGACACCCCCACAGCCGUUCCAGCAGGAUAUACCGCAAGGAUCCCCCUAUCAAGUUGCCAUGCCACAGCAGCAGCAGCAGCAGCCUCCAGCCCCUCCGCCUGAAUGGGCAGGAUACUCGCAAUACUCGAUGCCCUCUGUGCCGCAGCAGGAGCCUGUGCACCAACAGCAGCCGGUGCAAGAGGAGGCACUCAUCGAGUUGUGAGUGUUGUUCAUCUACAGUGUACCUCGGGUGGUGGUGGAAGGGAUUCAGGCGGCAAUCGGUCAUGACGGUGCGAGUUAAAAGUGACAAUGGGGAGUUUGUUUGUUCUACACUUUCUAUAUCACUAUUGAAGUGGCGUUUUCCCUCAAACGAUGGCUGGGCAAAGAUUGGCUGGUGGUGUUGACAUGGAGU
Trichoderma reesei QM6a is the source of this 2560-nucleotide messenger RNA. RefSeq lists its product as uncharacterized. Gene Ontology annotation, molecular function: metal ion binding; phosphatidylinositol-3-phosphate binding; ubiquitin binding. Lineage: Eukaryota; Fungi; Ascomycota; Sordariomycetes; Hypocreales; Hypocreaceae. The coding region runs from base 182 to 2371 and encodes 729 amino acids. Gene Ontology annotation, cellular component: ESCRT-0 complex. The transcript is spliced from 5 exons. The record is from RefSeq and is a predicted model, not a curated record. Gene Ontology annotation, biological process: protein transport to vacuole involved in ubiquitin-dependent protein catabolic process via the multivesicular body sorting pathway; protein targeting to vacuole.